Messenger RNA from Aedes aegypti (yellow fever mosquito), 921 nucleotides. RefSeq names its product chymotrypsin-1. The transcript has 3 exons. The record is from RefSeq and is a predicted model, not a curated record. Gene Ontology annotation, molecular function: serine-type endopeptidase activity. NCBI's taxonomy places the organism in Eukaryota, Metazoa, Arthropoda, Insecta, Diptera, Culicidae. Gene Ontology annotation, biological process: proteolysis. Bases 72 to 839 code for a protein of 255 amino acids.
AGUCAGAUUCAGCAAUGCAAUUAUCAUUCAGCACUUGGAUUUCCAGCAGUGAAGUUUUCUAAUAGUAAAAAAUGAAAUUGGUAGUUUUAUUUAUUUCGUGUGUCCUGAUGGCGUCUGCCAGAGGAGCAUUGAUGCCACUAGAUGAUAAUUACGUGAACCGAGUCGUUGGUGGUCACGAAGCAGAGCCAGGUUCAGCUCCACAUCAAGUUUCUUUGCAAGGAUUAUUUGGUCAUUCAUGCGGUGGAUCCAUUAUCGGCGACCAAUGGGUUUUAACGGCUGCACAUUGCGUUGUGGGAGCAAGUACUUCUCAACUUCAAGUCCUGGUUGGAACCAACAGUCUGAAAGAAGGAGGUCAAAAAUAUAAGGCAACAAAAUUCAUCGUGCACAGUCGAUACAACAAUCCCCAAUUCCACAACGAUAUUGCGCUGGUAAAACUCGCAACGAAACUUGAGUUCAGCGAUAACGUGAGUAGUAUCGAAUACUCAGAGAAGGUUGUACCACAAAAUGCUACUCUUACUCUAACUGGUUGGGGACGAACCUCUACCAAUGGACCCAUUCCAACUAAAUUGCAAACGAUUGAUCUGAAGCACAUUUCAAAUGAAGAAUGUAAGCGUCUGCAUGGCGGUGGCUCUGAAGUUGAUAUUGGACACAUUUGUACGUUAACUAAGACCGGAGAAGGUGCUUGCAAUGGUGACUCUGGUGGCCCCCUGACGUAUAAUGGAAAAAUAGUUGGUGUAGUUAAUUUCGGCGUGCCCUGCGCUAAGGGAUACCCGGAUGCUUACGCCAGAGUGUCUUACUAUCACGAUUGGAUUCGUACAAAUGUGAAGAAUAACUCGUAAACCAACAAUUUGAUGAAAACUUUGGCAUUUUUACUCUGUAAUUGAAAUAAAGAUGAAUAUGAUUUUUACAUGGAAAAGAGAA